UUCGGCUCGGCCAUUUCGGCUUGGCCGUUUCGGCACGGCUGUUUCGGCGCUAAGAUAUAUCGGCACUGAAAAUUUCGGCGCGAGGAAAUUUCGGCGCGGCAUUUUUUAAAUUAACUAUUACUAUUAUGAAAAAUUAUCUUAAUAAAAUCGUCAAUAGUGCAAUCCUACCAAAUAUAGCUGUUAUCGUGUAACGUAAGAACCAACUAUAUGUCUAUAUAGGUAAGAUAAAAGUAUAGGUUAUUAACCCACAGCAGUUAAGAUAUAAAGUGACGAUUAUGUAUACGCGUAGUGUAUGAACUGUAAAGCAAUCAGUUCUGGACCUGUCAUCAUUGCUGCACAAAAAUUUAUACUUGUUAAAAUGUCUAAUUUAUUAUCGAACCGCGGACGUGAAAUUUUUGUACAAGACGGUUUCAUGUAUAUUUUCGACAAAUUUAAUUUUAACCGUACAAAGCGAUUUUGGAGGUGUCGCAAUAAAGAUAUGUGUAAUUGUCGAAUUCAUACAGGAAUCGAUGAUUAUAUUAUACAAAAAAAAAUUAACGACCACACUCAUGAUUCUGAAGCGGCUAAAAUAGAAGUAGAGGCUGCAAUUACAAAAAUUAAGACACGUGCACUUCAAACAAUGGAGCCUACAUCAGUUGUAAUAAACGAAUGUGUUGGACCUUUAUCCGAAGCAGCUAAAGUAAGUACAAAUUUCAGACAGCUUUUUGUUUUUACUAGGCCCGUUAAUUUAAUUUUAGGAACGAUAAUGUAGUUUAGCAUAUAAAAGCUAAUUAAAAAAAAAAUAUUAUAUUAUACAUAUAUAUAUUUUUAAUAAAUUAUUUAAAAAGAUAUUCUUUGUUGUU
This is a messenger RNA of Melanaphis sacchari, 842 nucleotides long. RefSeq lists its product as uncharacterized. The transcript has a single exon. Bases 293 to 751 code for a protein of 152 amino acids. The record is from RefSeq and is a predicted model, not a curated record. Lineage: Eukaryota; Metazoa; Arthropoda; Insecta; Hemiptera; Aphididae.